Molecule: messenger RNA, 2029 nt
Organism: Botrytis sinoallii
Lineage: Eukaryota; Fungi; Ascomycota; Leotiomycetes; Helotiales; Sclerotiniaceae
Exons: 3
Coding region: 173-1714 (513 amino acids)
Biological process (GO): transmembrane transport
Cellular component (GO): plasma membrane
Molecular function (GO): transmembrane transporter activity
Source: RefSeq, a predicted model, not a curated record
GAUUCAAAAGCAGCUCAACAUCUCUUUUGAUAUUUCUUUUCGGUUGUUCUCUUGUGCUUCUUACUCUUACUCAUCUCUCUCACCCUUACAUUUUGCCUUCUGGGGUGAUAUAAAGGUGUCCUGUCAAUCGAGUUUGGCCUUUCGGCGGUAGUCAAGAAGAAGGAGUAUCACAAUGGGGUUAUUUGGAUCAAAAAAUAAAGAAACGGGAUCUUCCCCUCAACCCUCAUUAUCGGAGGAUCAAGAAGCCGCCUACAAGGGAAAUAAUAGCUAUGUACCAGAUAUUCCAUCCGCGGAGGGUCAACCAGAAUUCGAUGAAUUGCACGUGGUUUGUCCCCCGCAUACAACGGAGGCAAAACUUAUGCGAACAAUCGAUUUACGUGUGAUUCCAUUUUUAUGUAUCUUGUAUCUUUUGGCCUUCUUGGACAGAGUUAAUAUUGCCAAUGCCAAAUCUUUCGGAUUCUCAACAGAUUUGAAAUUAACCGGCACGCAAUAUAACACUGCCUUAACCAUCUUCUUCGUACCAUAUGUCUUCUUCGAAAUUCCAUCCAAUAUCCUCAUGAAACGUCUAAAUCCAAACAUUUGGCUUUCGUCCCUCAUGUUCCUGUUUGGUCUCGUUAGUAUUUGUCAAGGACUCGUACAAAAUUUCUCCGGUCUUCUCGCAACCCGCUUCUUCCUCGGUCUAUUCGAAGCCGGUAUGUUUCCAGGUUGUUUCUACCUCAUCGGUAUGUGGUAUAAACGAUCUGAAGCCCAACGUCGCUACUCCUUUUUCUUCAGUAGCACCACAUUGGCUGGAGCAUUCGGUGGUCUUCUCGCUUCUGGUAUUGGGAAAAUGGAUGGAUUGAGAGGAUAUUCCGGUUGGCGUUGGAUUUUCAUCAUUGAAGGAGUCCUUACCUGCGUUGUCGCCCUAGCAUUCUUCUUCCUCAUUCCUUCAUUCCCAGAAGAUGCAAAAUGGCUCACUCCAGACGAAAGAGCAUACGUAAAAGCCCGGCUCCAAGUAGACCAAGGAAGAAGCGCAGCAGAGCGCAAAAUUACUUUCAAAGACGCAUGCAGGGUCUUCAAAGACUACAAAGUCAUUCUUGGAGGCUUCAUGUAUUUCGGUAUGAUCAUCCCAGCCUACGGAUACGCAUUUUUCGCCCCGGGUAUCAUCUCCACCUACGGUUACUCCCCAAUCCAAACACAACUCCACAGUGUACCUCCAUGGGCGUGCGCAUUCGCGUUCGCAAUGUGUAUUGCUUUCGCAUCGGAUUUCACACGUCAUCGAUUUGCAUUCACCGUCGCGCCGAUCUGCGUCGCAAUCACCGGUUUCGCUAUCCUUCUCACCGUUCACGAUAAUACUAAACUUCAAUACGCUGCGCUUUUCCUCGUAGCUAUGGGUGCGUACUCUGCCAUGCCGGUUAUAGUCUGUUGGUUCAACAUGAAUCUCGGCGGUCAUCAUCGUCGCAGCGUGGGCACGGCGUGGCAAGUCGGGUUCGGUAAUAUAGGAGGAAUUAUCGCUACCUAUGCUUUCCUUGCGAAAGAUGCCCCGGAGUAUAGAAUGGGAUAUGGAAUCUGUUUGGGAUUCUUGUGUUUGAGCGCGAUGUCAUGUCUGCUUUAUUUCAUGGCGGUCAUGUUUGAGAAUCGCCAGAGGGAGAGGAGACCGAGGGAUUUGGGUCUCACAGAGUAUGAGAAAACGGAGUUGGGAGAUUUGAGUCCGGAUUAUAGGUAUUUGUUGUGAGGGGUGUUGGACAGUGAUGAUGAUGAUGAUGAUGAUGAUGAAGGAGGUUGGGGAAAUGAAAUGAGAUCAAAAUACGAAAGUGGUUAAUGGGCAAUGGGCAAUGGGCAAUAAUGAAACGAAAGGAUAUGAUAUGAUAUGAUAUGACAGUAUACGAAUCGGCAUGUAUGUAUAGCACAGAACGAUCGAUACCAAAAGUUAACGGCUGGGAGGGAAAACGUGGGCGUAGUUUUAGUUUGAAGGGUGGAGAGAGAGGGUAUUUAGUUAACUAUGGAUACGUGAUUCAUGAAUUGAAUAUAACAUCAUCCUUCACAUAUC